AUGUCUUACAUCACGCAGAACAAUACUGGUCAGACUAAUGAGACAAACCUUUACCUUGAUCUGAAUGCAGAACCAGCAUGGAUACAAGGAUAUACUGGAAUUGGAAUAUUAGUUGGUGUCGUGGAUGAUGGAGUACAGCAUACUCAUGCUGACCUAAGGAAUAAUUAUGUGUCAGCAUACAGUUAUGAUUUUAAUGCUAAUGUUAGUGACCCAUCUCCUGUUGGAACAGAUUCCCAUGGAACUGCUUGUGCUGGUGAAAUUGUCAUGGCACGUGAUAAUAAUGUUUGUGGAGUGGGUGUAGCUUAUAAUGCCUCUAUGGCAGGUCUUCGUUUGUUGGGGGAUACUACAACAGAUUUAACUGAUUCAUCUGCUCUCAGUUAUUUUCGUAACAAUAUUGAUAUUUAUAGUAACAGUUGGGGACCACCUGAUACUAGUGUUACAGUUGAUGGACCAAAAUACCUGGCAUCACUAGCAUUGAAAGAAGGAGCUGAAAUGGGAAGGAAUGGGAAAGGAAACAUCUUUACAUUUGCUGCUGGAAAUGGAGGAGGACUUCUACUUGACUCUUGUUCAGCUGAUGGUUAUUCCCAGAGUAUAUAUGCUAUAUCAGUUGGUGCUUAUGCUCAGGAUG
Molecule: messenger RNA, 628 nt
Organism: Amphimedon queenslandica
Lineage: Eukaryota; Metazoa; Porifera; Demospongiae; Haplosclerida; Niphatidae
Product: neuroendocrine convertase 2-like
Exons: 6
Biological process (GO): protein processing
Cellular component (GO): Golgi membrane; trans-Golgi network
Molecular function (GO): serine-type endopeptidase activity
Source: RefSeq, a predicted model, not a curated record